UCUUUCUCUCUCUCUCUCUAAGCUGAAUCGUGAUCAGCCGCCGAAUCCUGUGUUUCUUCCAUAUCGCAAAUCGGAAAUGGCAUCAACAGCGACAGGAGCCACGGGAUGGUACAGAGGAAGAGUGAAAGCUGUUCCUUCAGGUGAUUGCUUGGUCAUUGUGGCCAUGGCCACCGCUAAGCCUGGUCCCUUGCCUGAAAAGACUAUCACUUUAUCAUCUCUAAUGGCUCCUAGACUGGCACGUAGAGGUGGUGUAGACGAGCCGUUUGCGUGGGAAAGUAGAGAGUUUCUAAGGAAGCUCAGCAUAGGGAAGGAGGUGACCUUUAGGGUUGAUUACAACGUGCAGUCCAUAAAUCGUGACUUUGGCACUGUUUUUCUUGGGGAUAAGAAUGUUGCAAUGCUGGUUGCUUCUGGAGGAUGGGCGAAGGUAAGAGAGCAGGGACAACAGAAAGGAGAAGCGAGUCCAUACCUAGCAGAAUUGUUGCGACUGGAAGAACAAGCUAAACAAGAAGGCCAUGGUCGUUGGAGCAAGAUUCCUGGUGCUGCUGAGGCAUCGAUUAGAAGUCUACCACCAUCAGCCAUCGGUGACCCUAGCAACCUGGAUGCUAUGGGUUUAUUAGCCGCAAACAAGGGCAGGCCCAUGGAAGGAAUUGUUGAGCAGGUUCGUGAUGGCAGUACCCUGCGCGUCUAUUUGCUCCCAGAGUUUCAGUUUGUCCAAGUUUUUCUUGCCGGAAUUCAGGCCCCACAAAUGGGAAGGAGAGCUGCACCUGAAAGUGUUGUUGAACCAGAGGUGACAGCUGAUGAGACUAAUGGAGAUGUUCCUGGGGAAUCCCGAGCACCACUUACAUCUGCCCAAAGAGUCGCAGCUUCAGCAUCUGCUCAAACUGCUGCUGAUCCUUUUGCACCUGAAGCUAAAUUUUUCACUGAGAUGAGAGUAUUGAAUCGAGAUGUUCGAAUUGUCCUGGAAGGUGUUGAUAAGUUCAGCAAUUUGAUUGGGUCAAUGUAUUAUCCUGAUGGUGAAUCAGCAAAAGACCUGGCAUUGGAGCUCGUGGAAAAUGGUUUUGCCAAAUAUGUUGAAUGGAGUGCAAACAUGAUGGAAGAAGAGGCAAAGCGGAAGCUGAAGACUGCAGAGCUUCAGGCAAAGAAAAACAGGUUAAGGAUUUGGACUAACUAUGUACCACCACCUACAAAUUCAAAGGCAAUUCAUGAUCAGAAUUUCACAGGAAAGGUGGUUGAGGUUGUUAGUGGAGAUUGCGUCAUUGUAGCCGAUGAUUCGAUUCCUUAUGGCAGUCCGCUAGCGGAGAGGCGAGUCAACCUUUCAAGCAUUAGGUGUCCGAAAAUGGGUAAUCCUCGUAGGGAUGAAAAACCAGCUCCGUAUGCUCGUGAAGCAAAGGAGUUCUUGAGAACACGCCUCAUCGGUCGUCAAGUGAAUGUUCAAAUGGAGUAUUCUAGAAAGGUUGGUCCAGCAGAUGGAUCUGCAGCUCAAUCAGGAGCUGCUGAAGCUAGAGCAAUGGAUUUUGGAUCAGUAUUCUUACUGUCUGCUGCAAAGGCUGACGGAGAUGAUGCCCCUUCAUCUGUUCCACCUGCUGGAAGUCAGCAAACAGGGGCGAAUGUCGCUGAGUUAGUAGUUGGCCGUGGCUUUGGAACUGUCAUUAGACAUCGUGACUUUGAAGAAAGAUCAAAUUACUAUGACGCUCUUCUUGCUUCUGAAUCACGUGCCAUUUCUGGAAGGAAAGGGAUCCAUUCUGCCAAGGAUUCUCCAGUCAUGCAUAUAACUGACUUGACCAUUGCAUCAGCAAAGAAAGCCAAAGAUUUCUUGCCUUUCCUGCACCGCAGUAGAAAAAUUCCUGCUGUCGUGGAAUAUGUCCUCAGCGGUCAUCGUUUUAAAUUGUUAAUUCCAAAAGAAACUUGCAGCAUUGCUUUCUCAUUCUCUGGUGUCAGAUGUCCUGGUCGUGAUGAGCCAUAUUCUGAUGAAGCAAUUGCGAUAAUGAGGCGAAAGAUAAUGCAGAGAGAUGUUGAGAUUGAGGUGGAAACUGUUGAUAGAACCGGAACUUUUUUGGGGUCCUUGUGGGAGUCAAGGACUAAUGUGGCACUCACACUCCUUGAAGCUGGUCUUGCAAAACUUCAAACCUCCUUUGGCAGUGACAGAAUUCCUGAUUUUCACCUUCUGGAGCAAGCCGAGCAAUCUGCCAAGAAGCAAAAGCUGAAAAUAUGGGAGAAUUAUGUUGAAGGGGAGGAAGUAUCAACUGGUGCAACUGUCGAAAAAAAACAGCAAGAAGUGCUUAAGGUAAUGGUUACAGAAGUCUUGGGUGGUGGUAAAUUCUAUGUCCAGACCGUUGGUGAUCAAAAGAUUGCAUCCAUUCAACAACAGCUUGCAUUUUUGAACCUUCAAGAAGCUCCUCUGCUUGGAGCUUUCAAUCCUAAGAAGGGUGACACAGUCCUUUGUCAUUUCGGUGCAGAUAAAUCUUGGUACCGGGCAAUGAUAGUCAAUGGACCUCGGGGACCAGUUGAAUCUCCUGAGGACAGAUUUGAAGUAUUCUACAUUGAUUAUGGAAAUCAAGAAGAAGUACCUUACAGUCAGUUACGGCCUCUUGAUCCAUCUGUAUCUGCUGCUCCUGGUCUUGCACAAUUGUGCUGCCUUGCACACAUGAAGGUUCCAAACUUGGAAGAGGAUUUUGGCCAAGAGGCAGCUGAAUAUUUGAGUGAACUCACUUUAAACAGUGGAAAAGAGUUUAGGGCCAAGGUUGAGGAGAAAGAUACUUCAGGAGGAAAAGUGAAAGGGCAGGGAACUGGGACAGUUCUAGCCGUAACCCUUGUAGCUGUGGAUUCUGAGAUCAGUGUUAAUGCUGCCAUGCUACAGGAAGGACUUGCUAGGCUAGAAAAAAGAAACAAGUGGGACAGAAAAGAAAAGCAACUGGCUCUUGAUAAUUUGGAGAAAUUCCAGGGAGAAGCACGGACCAGUAGGCGUGGAAUGUGGCAGUAUGGAGAUAUCCAAUCAGAUGAUGAGGACACUGCUCCUUCUGCAAGAAAGCCUGGUGGCCGGAGGUGAGGGUAAUUUUAUGACUGGAGGUAAAUUAUACUAUAGACAUCUUCAGUGAGGCUAUAGGCAUGAAUAUUUUACUUCAAGUUAGAGAGGAAAAGAAAAUGCCGUGUGUAAUCCUUAGUAAGUUUUGUUUUGUUUACUUUUUCUUGUUUUAAAUUUUGUUUUUAGGUUCAGGGGACAAUUUUUUAUACAGAUGUUAAAAUAAUAGGUGCAUGCGGCAGGUUCUUUUCGUUUUUUUAAUAUCUUGGGGACUGCGGAGAUAUUGUUUUAUAAUUUAUUUUAUCAUAGCUGAGAAUUUUUUUGGUCGUUUUAUAUUUUAUAAGUUUGA
Messenger RNA from Gastrolobium bilobum, 3368 nucleotides. Its product is annotated as ribonuclease TUDOR 1. Gene Ontology annotation, molecular function: nuclease activity; RNA binding. Bases 77 to 3046 code for a protein of 989 amino acids. Gene Ontology annotation, biological process: mRNA catabolic process; regulatory ncRNA-mediated gene silencing. The transcript has 17 exons. NCBI's taxonomy places the organism in Eukaryota, Viridiplantae, Streptophyta, Magnoliopsida, Fabales, Fabaceae. Gene Ontology annotation, cellular component: nucleus; RISC complex; cytosol. The record is from RefSeq and is a predicted model, not a curated record.